AUGGAUAUCGGCACCGUGCAUCCCAUGUGGGCAGUGACAGGGGGGAAGGAUCCUCAACAGCUCUACGUCACCACGGGCCGGGAAACAAAAAUUCUCGCACGGCCAGUGGACGAGCAAUACAGGCGUAUUUAUUACAUUACCUCUAUUCCCAGCAGGGUUGGUCGCAGCAAUGCGCGCGUCGCAGUUGGGGUGGGGCCAAUGCGGCCGGCGGGCGAAAGCAGGACGAUCCAGGACGCAGUUACCGGACCUAGGAUUAGCAUUUCGAAUCGAAUCGAGAUAGAGUGGGGAGGCGCUCCACCGGGGGCUGCUUCGAACAGCAAGUGGUCGGGCGAGCUGGGGAUUGGCAGCGCGGCAGUUGCAAGAAAGAAAGAAAGAAAGAAAGAAAAGGCAGCCGAUCUGCAGCUGAUCCCUGGAUCCUGCUUCCUGGCAGAGGCAGGAGGGUGGGCUGCCCGGGCAGGCAGGCGCUGCGCUGCCCGUGCCCGCUGCCCGGCACCUUCCCAGAAUCCCAGCGAAGGAAACAGGGAAACUGGAAACAGGGAAACUGGAAGCAGGGAAGGAGCAGCCUGCGGGUCGAACCUGUCAUGCGCGGCGCAAAAAAAAAAACCACUGCAGGGCAGGAGCGCAGUAAGGUUAAUUGUCAAUUCGCUCCUCUCGGCGAUUAUUGCCCAGGAAUGCCCACUGGCAGCCAAGAUGGACCAGACCGAGCCAAGGCUUGGCCGCCAGCAUGCAUGCUACAACAACGUUAAACAAUAUACCGCCGAGUCGGCCCUCGUAUUGGCCUGUCUGCGCCUCUCCUCGUCCCUGACUCGUAUACGGAGUGGCCGUCUCGCAGGCAAGGCCAGGCGACCGCCGGGUCAGGACUCAGGCCUGCAGUCCGCGACGUGGAACUUCCGGUUUAGUGCGCAACUGGCGAAGCUUAAGCUUAAUCCGACACGAGGGACGCCUUGGCUCUGGGGAGCGUUUGCGUUGGCAUCGGUGCGCAAACCUAAUCAGCAAGGGCCCCCACGGUGGGCCGGGGAGGGCGGAGGCCCUCGCGUAAGCCUACGACGGCCAAAUUAA
Messenger RNA from Rasamsonia emersonii CBS 393.64, 1059 nucleotides. RefSeq lists its product as uncharacterized. Lineage: Eukaryota; Fungi; Ascomycota; Eurotiomycetes; Eurotiales; Trichocomaceae. The coding region runs from base 1 to 1059 and encodes 352 amino acids. The transcript is spliced from 4 exons. The record is from RefSeq and is a predicted model, not a curated record.